Messenger RNA from Callorhinchus milii (elephant shark), 2784 nucleotides. It is a transcript of the gene adhfe1, whose product is annotated as alcohol dehydrogenase iron containing 1. Bases 35 to 1429 code for a protein of 464 amino acids. NCBI's taxonomy places the organism in Eukaryota, Metazoa, Chordata, Chondrichthyes, Chimaeriformes, Callorhinchidae. Gene Ontology annotation, molecular function: alcohol dehydrogenase (NAD+) activity; metal ion binding. Gene Ontology annotation, cellular component: mitochondrion. The transcript has 14 exons. The record is from RefSeq and is a predicted model, not a curated record.
CUUAUUCCCACAGUGCUCCUGUGCCUUGGAAGUCAUGGCUGGUCGGGAGAGAGUGGUCCACUUGCUGAAGCAGCUCCAACAGGCAUCAUGUCGGUGCCCUGCUCACUCUCAUGCUUACUCACAAGCACCAGAACAUGCCACGUCCAGAUCGACAGACUAUGCGUUUGAGAUAGCUUGUUCAAAUAUCCGAUAUGGAGAAGGGGUGACCAAGGAAGUUGGUAUGGACCUUCAAAACCUGGGGGCUCGGAAUGUUUGCGUGAUGACAGACAAGAAUAUGGCCACACUUCCUCCUUUGAGGGCUGUGUUGAAUUCACUGGUGCACAAUGGAGUGAAGUUUCAAGUAUUUGACAAGGUCAGGGUGGAGCCAACGGAUGGAAGCUUCAAGGAAGCCAUAGCAUUUGCUAAGCAAGAAAAUUUCGAUGCAUACGUUGCUGUGGGAGGUGGAUCUGUGAUGGACACGUGCAAAGUGGCUAAUCUCUACGCGUGCAGUACCGAUGCUGAGUUUUUAGAUUACGUCAAUGCACCAAUUGGAAAAGGCAAACCUGUCACAGUUAGUCUCCGUCCUUUGAUUGCAGUUCCCACUACAGCAGGUACUGGAAGUGAAACCACAGGAGUUGCAGUGUUUGAUUAUGAAGCCAUGAAGAUUAAAACAGGUAUUGCCAGCAGAGUUCUGAGACCACUCCUUGGGUUAGUCGAUCCUCUUCACACACUACACAUGCCGGAGAGAGUAGCUGCAAACAGUGGCUUUGAUGUACUUUGCCAUGCAUUGGAGUCCUACACAGCCCUGCCUUACAACCAACGGUCACCCUGUCCCUCAAACCCAAUCAAUCGUCCUGCUUACCAGGGGAGUAACCCUAUCAGUGAUGUCUGGUCCAAGCACGCCCUCACCAUUGUGGCCAAGUACAUGAAACGCGCUGUCAGAUCUCCUGAGGACUAUGAGGCGAGGUACAAUAUGCAUCUUGCAAGCGUCUUUGCUGGAAUUGGCUUUGGAAAUGCUGGUGUUCAUCUCUGCCACGGAAUGUCCUACCCAAUCGCCGGAAUGGUGAAGACAUUCAGGGCCAAAGAUUACAAUGUGGAUCAUCCUUUGGUGCCCCAUGGCCUGUCUGUGGUGUUGACAUCACCUGCAGUAUUUGCCUUUACAGGCCCUGCGUGCCCUGAACGCCACUUGGAAGCAGCUGAGAUACUUGGAGCUGACGUACGGAAUGCAAAACGCCAGGAUGCAGGUCUGGUUCUGGCAGACGUACUGCGAAAGUUCAUGUAUGACCUAAAUGUUGAUGAUGGGCUGACUGCAGUCGGUUACACUAAAGAAGAUAUUCCAGCAUUGGUCAGAGGUACUCUGCCUCAGGAGCGAGUGACAAAACUGUCUCCUCGGCCUCAGACUGAGGAAGAACUGGCAGCUUUGUUUGAGUCCUCCAUGAAGCUGUAUUGAUCUUGUUCCGCUAAGCAGAAAGCUGAGAACUACAGUAAGUAACACGUCAUCUCACCAAGCAUGAAAGAACAGAAGAAAGCUGCUACUUAAUCUAACGACCUGUCAGAAUGAAAGAAAUGUAUUGUAAUCCUUAAACUAUAAGCAGUGUUUAUGUGGAAACAAAACUCACAGAGGGCCGUUCUCAGUCUGUCAGUGAUACAUAUUCCCAACUGACUACUGUGCACCUCAGGUAUUAAGGUUAAUUUGGUAAUAUUAUUGUCAGCCCACGCUUUUCAUUGUAGGUUUGGUACGACAGGAGUAUGCUCUGUGUUGGCAGAACUGAGACAAUUACAGUCGGACACGGUUUUAAUGCGGGUGUUCAUAAAAUCACACUUCCAUUUUAUUAUAACGGGGCAUGUUAUAAAAAUGUGAGCAUCUUGAACUUCACCAUUGAGACAGCAUGGAGGGGAGGGAGGUCGUUGCCAGCCUCUGAUACAAUCCCUGUAAAAUUCCCCAUAAAUCGGCCCCCACUCGGCUCUGCAUGGCACGUGAAUGGCUUAAAUUAAGGAUUAAGAAUUUGUUUUACUCAGAGGGUUAUUAGAUUACAGAAUGCCUCAGCACAAAUGGCUGUUGGUGCCAAUCCAUGAUAAUAUUUCUAAAGGGAAUGGGAUAAACACUUGAAUAAAAAUAUUAAAGGGUACGGGGAACGGAGAAUGGGAACUAGAAUAAUUGGCACCAGUGGGGGAACCAGAAAUGGCAUCAGAGAAUGGCUGCCCCCUGUGUUGUAAUUUGAGUUAAGGCGAUAUCGUGUCAUUCACGAUGUCAAAAUCCGCAAAUCAUCUUUGAGCGCAACAACUGUGCCACAGUCGGGGUUGGGGGGGAGAGCGGGAUAGCUGCUGUCAAUCUUUAGUCAUAAAAUAAAAGGUCAAUAUUUCUAAACAGAUUCAUUCUGAUCUCACAUUGAGUCUAUUAAGAAACAUUGUAAUUUUCAUCACAUAGUGCAAAGAGAACUCCCCCACAUGCUCAGUAUGCAGCCCUUGUCUACAGAUAGCAACGGACUCGGACAAAACACUUGUGAGUUUUUCUAAGAAACCGAGGUUCUUGAGCAAAAAUGUAUUUGUGUUUUUUGCUCUCCGGAUUAAAUGUGUUUUUUUAACCUUAGGAAAGUGUCCUUACAGUGCUGUGACGCUAAAUAAUAUUGAUUUUUUUCCAACUGAAAUGGCCUUGGGACUGUGUCAAACAGCAAGAGAUAUAAUUGCUGCCCCAUAACUUUGUAUUGAUAUUGUCUGUCCAUACUUGAAUAGAUUCUGAUUGAUUGUCAUGCUCCUGUGAUUCUAACAUGAAUAACACCAGAAAUAAAGCUGCUUUAUCACAAA